AUGACUUGGCUGAACCUAAUCGCGUUGAGUCGACUCAACGAAUUCACUUCAAUCGUCAGUCAGGUUCAGGCGGCCGAGAAGCAAUGGCGCGCUUGGUUUGAUAAAGAGGCGCCUGAAGAUGAGCCGGUGCCAUGUGGCUACGAGAUGACACUUGACGCCUUCCGUCGGCUUCUGCUGGUGCGCUGCUGGUGUCCGGAUAGAACACUUCAGCAGGCGCGAAAGUACAUUCUACAUGCAUUGGGACCUAGCUUUAUUGAGGAUGUGCUGGUCAACAUGGAAAGUCUCGUGGAAGAAUCUGAUCCUCGGACCCCACUCACCGGUCUUCUGAGCAUGGGCGCUGACCCUACGCCCUUUAUAGAGCAGGUAGCGCGCCGGUCACGUAUUGACCUGCAGGCGAUAUCGAUGGGCCAGGGCCAAGAGAUACACGCUCGCCGACUCAUCAAACAGGCCCGUAUCGAAGGGACCUGGGUACUUUUGCAGAACUGUCAUCUCUGCCUCGACUACAUCGAAGAGUUGUUUCUUCAAUUCUCCGAAGAACCG
This is a messenger RNA of Protopolystoma xenopodis, 540 nucleotides long. The record is from the annotation of a GenBank genome assembly. Lineage: Eukaryota; Metazoa; Platyhelminthes; Monogenea; Polystomatidea; Polystomatidae.